Messenger RNA from Penicillium antarcticum, 1995 nucleotides. RefSeq names its product terpene cyclase/mutase family protein. Gene Ontology annotation, cellular component: lipid droplet. Lineage: Eukaryota; Fungi; Ascomycota; Eurotiomycetes; Eurotiales; Aspergillaceae. The coding region runs from base 1 to 1995 and encodes 664 amino acids. Gene Ontology annotation, biological process: triterpenoid biosynthetic process. Gene Ontology annotation, molecular function: intramolecular transferase activity. The transcript has a single exon. The record is from RefSeq and is a predicted model, not a curated record.
AUGGGCUCCAAAGAUGGCAAAGCGAGCCUUGCUUACCAAGUGGAACAAGCCUUAAAUCUUGCAAAUGACUAUUCUCUCGGCUCUGUACAUCCCGAUGGCCAUUGGUACGGCGAAAUGAGAAGCAAUGUCACUGUGACAGCCGAAUACAUCUUCCUUCGACAGGCAUUUGGCCUGGACCUGGAAGCUGACAACGCCCCCUAUCGUCGCUAUAUACUGUCCCAGCAAAACAGCGAUGGCUCAUGGGGUCUGGCUCCCGAAGUAUCCGGAGAUGUAUCAACUUCAACCGAGGCCUACCUUGCCCUGAAGAUUCUGGGAGUGAGCAUGGAAUCACCAGCCAUGCAAAAGGCUCGAGAAUUCGUUCUCCGCGCAGGGGGCGUUGCCAAAGUGCGCGUUUUCACUCGCAUUUUCCUAGCUACCUUCGGCUUGUUUUCGUGGGACGCUGUGCCUCUCAUACCGGUUGAAUUGAUUCUUCUAUCUACUCUCCUUCCAAUCAAUAUCUAUCGGUUUGCAUCUUGGGCCCGUGGCACCAUUGCUCCUUUGCUCAUUAUAUGCCACCAUCAACCUGUCUACCCACUGCCCAACGGAACUUCUGCCUGUAACAAUUAUCUGGAUGAGCUUUGGCAAGACUAUACGACUAAGAAUGUACCUUAUAGCGAGCCUCUCUGGACAAUGCUCUUUCAUGGAAAUUUGAUAAGCCUUGCAUUUGGCGUGUUGGACAAAAUACUUUACCAACUAAACGGACUUCGCACUGUCCCAUUGAUGCGGUCAUAUGCGCGGAAGAAAUGCAUGCAAUGGAUUCUCGAGCGACAAGAGAAGACUGGAGACUGGGCUGGAAUAUUUCCUCCUAUGCACGGCUGUGUAUACGCCUUCAUGCUAGAAGGCUACACACUGGAUGACGACCCGGUUCGGCUUGGAAUCGAGGCAAUCGAAAGAUUUGCAUGGCAAGACGAGCACGGCAAGAGAAUCCAGCCCUGUGUCUCACCUGUUUGGGACACAGCCCUAAUGACGAUUGGUCUCUGUGAUGCCAUGUCACCGAGCCGGCAGACCUUGCUUCAAGCCAUCACCUGGAUUCGCAGCCGCCAAUUACUCCAAAGCAGGGGAGAUUGGCAGAUAUACCGGCCAAAGCUAGCACCAGGAGGCUUCAGCUUCGAGUACGAAAACAGCUGGUAUCCAGACGUCGAUGACACAGCCGCAAUUAUCCUUGCCCAACUAAAAUACGAUAAGGCCUCUCUCACUUCAAGGUCUGUCCUCGCAGCAGCCACAUGGAUAUGCGGAAUGCAGAACCCAGAUGGAGGAUGGGCAGCCUUCGACGUGGAAAACGAUAAGCUAUUCCUCAACAAAAUCCCUUUCAGUGACAUGGACAGUCUGUGCGAUACAUCCUGUGCCGAUAUCACAGGACGCACACUGGAAGCUUUCGGAUUGAUGAUGAAACAGGCUACUGCGAAAGCUGAUAUUGGUGAUAUUCUACCUAAUUUACGCGUGGCAUGUGCCCGUGGUGUGCAUUAUCUUGAAUCAACUCAAGAGGCCAGCGGGGCCUGGUACGGAAGAUGGGGAUGCAACUAUGUGUACGGCACGAGUCAUGCGCUAUGUGGUCUUGCAUACUUCCUUGACGAUCACCGGGUCCGCGAGAUGGUAAAGCCAGCUCUGCAGUGGUUGAAGUCUGAGCAAAACAAGGGCGGCGGCUGGGGCGAGUCCUUGCUUUCUUACCGAUCUCCUCACUUGCGGAAGCAGGGAUCAACGCCGUCGCAAACUGCAUGGGCUUUAAUGGGUUUGUUGGCUCAUCUUCCAAUCGACGAUAUCAGCAUUGAACACGGAGUUCAGUACUUGGUGGUAUCACAGAAACCGGAGAAAGGAGUUGGGUCUUCUUGGCCUGAAGCUGUGUACACUGGGACUGGGUUCCCGAAUCACUUCUAUCUGGGUUAUGAUUACUAUAGACAUUAUUUUCCUAUGAUGGCGCUCGGAAGGUAUCUACAAGGGGCUCGGGGGCGAAGCUGA